ACUCGCCCAGCACCUUGGCGUCAUUCUCACCGUUAUCGCCUAUUGUGCCCGCAGCUAAAAACCUCCAGCGGCGAGCGGCUUAGUGUAAGUCCGGCAGCGCGAUAACGCCGCACAGCAACGCCUUUCCCUGUGUCGUGUCGGGCAGCAAAAUAACAAAAAGUCGCAAUUCCUAUUUAAGGCCACUUCGAUUUCCGCGAUGAGCAACCUCAGACCAGACGGAGUUCCGCACUACGUCCCUGGACACGUGCCAAUGCAGCCAGCAGGUGUGCCGUUCCCGCCUGCCCAUGUGCCGAUGCCGUCCGCACCCCAAGCCGGGUACAUGCCCCAACCUGGAUAUCCGAUCGGAGCUCCUUACCAACCUGGACAUGUCGCAGGUAUGAACGCCGGGUUUGUCGGCCAACAAGGAGCAUUUGUCCCCACUCAAACGCACGGAUUUCAACCCGGAUAUCCUCAUGGGAGUGGACAGCAGCAUGGAUUCGUCCAGGGCGCGGUUGCAGGGACGGCGGUUGGCGCAACGAUCGGAGCAAUUUGCACCCACUGCGGAGGCACCACCAAAACGUGCAAAAAGUUCAAGAAGGAGGUGAAGGAGUGGAAAAAGAAAAACAAGAAGCACGGCCAUGGACACGGGCACGGACAUGGGCACGGACAUGGGCACGGACACGGCCACGGGCACGGACACGGCCACAAACACAAGCACGGACACAAGUCCUCGUCGUCCUCCAGCAGUUCCUCCAGUGAUUCUGAUUAAACAUAAGUAACAUUAAUAAGCGUAUGGUUAAAAUGUACAUUGUUGUUACAAAAAGUAUUAAAAUAUCAAAUUUGUUAUGAG
Messenger RNA from Cloeon dipterum, 829 nucleotides. Its product is annotated as annexin B11-like. The record is from RefSeq and is a predicted model, not a curated record. Lineage: Eukaryota; Metazoa; Arthropoda; Insecta; Ephemeroptera; Baetidae. The transcript has a single exon. Bases 197 to 748 code for a protein of 183 amino acids.